Messenger RNA from Alexandromys fortis (reed vole), 4116 nucleotides. RefSeq names its product zinc finger protein 431-like. Gene Ontology annotation, cellular component: nucleus. The record is from RefSeq and is a predicted model, not a curated record. The coding region runs from base 291 to 2462 and encodes 723 amino acids. NCBI's taxonomy places the organism in Eukaryota, Metazoa, Chordata, Mammalia, Rodentia, Cricetidae. Gene Ontology annotation, molecular function: RNA polymerase II transcription regulatory region sequence-specific DNA binding; DNA-binding transcription factor activity, RNA polymerase II-specific. Gene Ontology annotation, biological process: regulation of transcription by RNA polymerase II. The transcript has 6 exons.
GAACCACUGUGCUGUGUUCCUUCGCAACACCCUGUGCCUGAGAGAGCUGAUCCUGUCACUCAGGCCACAUUAGCCAAUGAUGACCUCCAGGCAGACUGCCAGGCAGAAUGAGGGCGGGCACUUCCGGUCCGUCAUGAUAGAGACUCUCCGGCUCUGGGCUCAGGAAGACUCCGGUGUUCUUUGUGCUGUGCUGUGAUCCUCUGCCGGGAGCCGUGAGGAGAGCGAGGCGAGCUCGGAAUCCACCAUGAAGACAGAAGGAGGCAUCAUAUCCCCUGCAACAGCAUCUAGGGAUGAUUGUGUGCACCAUGAGUGACUGGACCAACUCUAUGGCCCCGCCUGUUGGCUACGCCCCAUCCAACAUGGUGGAGGUAUGUUCCUCUCCUCUGCUAGCCAUGCUCACCGCCCCAGCUCCAGGGACGCAGCAGGAGGCCGUGACCUAUGAAGAUGUGCAUGUAAACUUCACUCAUGAAGAGUGGGCUUUGCUGGAUCCUUUCCAGAAGAAUCUGUACAAAGAUGUGAUGCUGGAAACCUACUGGAACCUCAUUUCUAUAGGUUGCAAAUGGGAAGACCACAAUAUCAAAGAACAUUGUCAAAGUUCUAGAAGAGAUGGAAGGCAUAUCAACUGUCACUCUGGAUACAAGCCAUAUGAGCAUCAGGGAUAUGGAAAGAAGCAAUAUACCUCUUUUUCUCCUGGAACAGUUAGAAGAUAUGUUGUAGUCCCUGCUGCAAGAAGACAUGAUGGCUGUGAUACAAGUUUACACUCUCACAUUGGAGAAAACCCUUAUGAGAACAAGGAAUAUGGAAAUCCAUCUGUCUGUCCUGGUUCACUUUGCUCAUGCAGUAUGACUCACAGUGUAUGUUAUACAUGCAAUCAGUGUUGUAAAACUCUGAGUUAUUCCAGUUCUUUUCAAAGACAUGAAAAAACUCAUAUGGGAAUAGGAAUUGAUAAGCUUGAUCUUUGUACUAAGGACUUUAGCCAUUCCAUGUAUCUUCAAACACACAAAACAACCAAUAAUGAAGAAGAGCUCUAUCAAUGUAAUCAGCAUGAUACAGCCUUUAGAUAUGAUUCCUCUUUGAAAGUACACCAAAGAACUCAUUUGGAAGAAAAACCCUAUGAAUAUAAUCAAAGUGAUAACGUCUCUGCAUGUCACAGUCUUCAUCAAGUACAUAGAACUCAUUUUGAUGUGAAAAAGUAUGAAUAUCACCAAUAUGAUAAAGCCUUUGCAAGUCCUAGUUAUCUUCAAAUAUAUAAAAGAAUUUAUACUGGAAAGAAACCCUAUGUAUGUACACAAUGUGAUAAAGCCUUUUCAUGUUCCAGUUAUCUUCAAAUUCAUAAAAGAAUUCAUACUGGAGAGAAACUCUAUGAAUGUAAUCAAUGUGGUAAAACCUUUAUACAAAAGAGUCAUCUUCACAGACAUGAAAGAAGUCAUAGUGGAGAGAAACCCUAUGAGUGUAAUCACUGUGGUAAAGCCUUUGCACACAAGUACAAGCUUCUCAUUCAUGAAAGAAUUCAUACUGGAGAGAAACCCUAUGAAUGUAGUCUAUGUGGUAAAGCCUUUGCAGAGAAGUGCAAUCUUCUUAGUCACGAAAGAAGUCAUACUGGAGAGAAACCCUAUGGUUGUAAUCAAUGUGGUAAAGCCUUUGCACAGAAGAGUGAUCUUCGCAGUCAUGAAAGAAUUCAUACUGGAGAGAAACCCUAUGAAUGUAAUCAAUGUAAUAAAGCCUUUGCACAGAAGAGUAAUCUUCGAAGUCAUGAAAGAGUUCAUACUGGAGAGAAACCCUUUGAAUGUAAGCAAUGUGGUAAAGCCUUUGCACAGAAGAGCAAUCUUCUUAGUCAUGAAAGAAGACAUACUGAAGAGAAACCCUAUCUAUGUAAUCAACCUGCUCAAUCCUUUGCACUGGAGAAUAAUUUUCUCAUUCAUACUAGUAAUGCAGAAGAGAGACCUUAUGAAUGUAAGCAAUGUGGCAAAACAUUUGCAAGGAAGAGUCAUCUUCUCAGUCAUGAAAGAAUUCAUACUGGAGUGAAACCCUAUGAAUGUAAUCAAUGUGGUAAAACUUUUGCAUGCAACAGUAACCUUCGCAGGCAUGAAAGAUGUCAUACAGGAGAGAAACCUUAUGAAUGUAAUCAAUGUGAUAAAGCAUUUGCACGUAAGAGUCAUCUUCAGAGUCAUGAAAGAUGUCAUACUGUACCCUACACAUAUAAUCAAUUUGGUAGAGACUUUGCAUGUAGCAGUCCCAUUCAUAUAAAAGAAAGAACUUAUACUGGAGACAAACCCUAUGAAUGUAAUCAAUACAGUAAAGACUUUGCACAAAACAGUCCUCUUCACAAUCUUGACAGAAAUCAUAUGCAACAAAAACCCAGUGAAUGUAAUCAGUGUGGCAAAGUCUUUCCUUGUUGCAUUGUUCUUCAAAAUCAUGAAACAUUUCACACUGGUGAAAACCCCCAUGACCCUAAUAAAUGAGGCCAAGCCUUACAUUCCACAUACAUUUUUUUCACCAUGCUAGCUUACCAGUGCUUGAGAAAGGUUAGUAGAGCCACUCCUUAGUUAAAAGAUUGUCUCUUUUCAAGUAAACAUAUUGCAUUCCAAGAAUACAGAAACACAUGAUAUUUUGAAUAAUAAAACGAAUUGAAACUGCUAGUUACACUGUCAUCCAUUAUUCGGGGGUCAUGCUACUUUAUUCUGAGUAUGAAAUACUUACUCUUGUCCUAUUCUCAGCAACACAAAAGAAUGGCAGAGAAUUUUAUCAGUUAAUGUGAUUGCUGCCAACCCUGAUUACCUGAUACUGAGUUUCAGGGUGGCUUUAGUGAUAUAGUGAGAUAUUUUCUCAAGAAAAAUCCAAAAAGGGAAUCUGGAAAGAUGGCUGAAUUUCCACAGGACCCAAGUUUAAUUCUUAGCACUCACAUAGAAGUUCACAGCUAUCUGUAAGUCCAGUUCUAGGGGAUCCAACAGCUUCAUAUAGAAAUGCAUUCAGUCAAAACACUUUUUCAUGUAAAAGACAAAAGUAUAUGUCACUUUGUGAUUUUUUUCCCCCAUAGUAUAAUGUGGAUUCAUUUCUGCUCAGCUAAGUCAUUUGUGGGGGUCAUUCACUUCAAGAGAAUUAUGUUAACAGCUAAAAUAAGCAAUGUGCAGAGUCCAUUUACAAAGGGAUUGAAAUCCACUCAUUCUUUCCCUGUACAAGUAGCAGGGACUUUCGCCACCUGCAAAUGGUAAGGCAGAAGAAAUAAAGAGGCAGGGAUACCUUCAUUUUCUGCAUUAUAAUGACAUCUUUGUAGCACUGCUGAUGUUGGUCGUAUAAUUUUGGUUCCUAGCACCCAUAUCAGGUGAACCAGAUGUGCCUGUAAAUCCUGGUUUGGAGGUCUUGCAUGCCUUUCUUGUGCACCCGGUAUGUUAAUGGAAUAAAGGCAGAUAUGUACAUAUAUAUAUACACAUAUAUCUGUAUGUAUGUAUAUGUAUGUGAUAGAGAAGAGAGAGACUAUAUUUCAAAAAAUUUUUCUUUAUGUAGAUGUCAUUUUUCUUUCUUAAAAUCACUUUUCUUCAUGUGUAUUGUCGGAACACAUGCCUUUCUUGUGCACCCGGUAUGUUAAUGGAAUAAAGGCAGAUAUGUACAUAUAUAUAUACACAUAUAUCUAUAUGUAUGUAUAUGUAUGUGAUAGAGAAGAGAGAGACUAUAUUUCAAAAAAUUUUUCUUUAUGUAGAUGUCAUUUUUCUUUCUUAAAAUCACUUUUCUUCAUGUGUAUUGUCGGAACACUGUCCUGGAUUGAAGUCAUGUAAAAACGAGAAUUUUGAGUGCUUGUGCUUGCACAUCAAGAAAACAGAAGAAGGUAAUUGUUACUUAAGAUUUUUCAAAGCAGAAUUGUUCUUGGAAAGUGUUUUUAUGUUCCUCACAAUAUAGCACUUAGGAGUGAGUUUACUUCAUACUACCCAUUAUUGUUUGUUGUUUUUGUUCAAUUAAACUAUGCUUUAUAUGUCUUCAUGGAAAAAUACGUUUUUGUCCCAUGUGGAUUGUUUUUUCAUUGUAUACAGUUUCAGCACACUAAAACUUUACUCACAUAAUCUUUCUUAACCCUCCCAGUAUAAAUUAUUUGGGGUCUGAAUAAAAUAGGCUCUUCCACGA